Dermacentor albipictus is the source of this 2086-nucleotide messenger RNA. RefSeq names its product venom serine carboxypeptidase-like. Gene Ontology annotation, biological process: proteolysis. NCBI's taxonomy places the organism in Eukaryota, Metazoa, Arthropoda, Arachnida, Ixodida, Ixodidae. The record is from RefSeq and is a predicted model, not a curated record. Gene Ontology annotation, molecular function: serine-type carboxypeptidase activity.
UCGCGUCACAAGAUGGUGCUCUGAUCAACAAGCGCGUCAUCGUCCCCAUAAAAACGCAUCGCUUGCAAGCAGCAAGCGCAGUUGGCGGCACGUCCAGAGCCGGCCCUAAAACGAUUUGUUCUGUUCCUGCAGAAUGAAAACUGCGCUCGGGCUCCUGCUAUGCAGCAUCGCUUUUUCAUCUAGCGUCUGCGAAAAGCACGACUAUGGGCACAAGAAGCUAUCACGGCGUUACAUUACCGCUGCAAAUGAAGGUUCUAGGUCAAGCGAAGACGAAGAUGUUGGAGAGCCGCUUUUUCUGACGCCUCUAAUAGAGGCAGGAAAGUACGAAGAAGCCUUGCAGAAAAGCAGGGUAGGCAAGAUCGGUGACGUUCCAGAUGUGACCAGCUACUCGGGCUUCAUCACCGUCGACAAGGAGCUGGGCAACCACCUCUUCUUCUGGUUCUUUCCCGCCAGUGAAAAUUCCGAAAGCGCACCAGUGUCGAUGUGGCUUCAGGGGGGACCCGGGACGUCUUCACUCGAAGGUCUGUUCGUGGAACAUGGUCCUUACUUCAUUGACGAGAACGGCGAUCCACAGAUGCGGGACCUGACGUGGACACGAAUCAUUUCGAUGCUGUACAUCGACAACCCGGCGGGCACCGGCUUCAGCUUCACGGAGAGCGAGGAUGGCUACGCGACCAACCAGGAUGACGUGAGCCGAGACAUGCUCGAGCUCCUGCAACAGUUCUUCACACUGUUCAGUGGCUACGCCUCCAACGAUUUCUACAUGUCCGGAGAAUCAUACGGCGGUAAAUUUGUCCCGAGCAUCGGCGCCGCCCUGCACGAGUCCAAAGACAAGCUCCGGGUGCCGAUCAACUUCAAGGGCAUCGCUAUUGGUAAUGGCAUGACAGACCCCAUUACUAUGCUUCUCUACGGGGACUUCCUGUACUACAUCGGGCUCAUGGACAAGCAGCAAGCGAGGCACAUGCAAAACGAGUGCGAUCGUGCGGCGAUCCUGAUCCGGGAAGGGAACUAUGUGGAAGCUACUGUGCUGACGACCUCUCUCAUCUUAGGCACUGUCGCUGGACAAACUACGUACUUUGGAAAUGUCACGGGCUACGAGUACUGCUACAACUAUCUGAUGACUCAGAAACCCGAGCCGCAAACGCGGUUCAAGUAUUUCGUUGACACCCCAACGGUGCGCAAAGCCAUUCACGUCGGGCAAAUCCCUUUCGAAGGCGGAUCAUCGGACGUUAUGGUCCACUUUGCCGCAGACCUUAUGAAGUCCGUUAAAGAACGGUUGACCGUGCUGGUGGAAAACUACAAGGUACUCGUCUACAACGGUCAUCUGGACAUCAUCGUCCCAUACACUGCAACCCAGGCAAUGAUGGACUCUCUGCAGUGGUCGGGUAGCGAGGAGUGGUCGAACGCCGAGCGGAAAAUCUGGCGUUCGCACGACGGUCAGCACAUACAUGGCUACGCUAAGAACGUGAGGAACUGCACACUGGUGCUGGUUCGGGACGCAGGUCACAUCCUUCCGUACGACCAGCCGGAGGCAGCGUACGACAUGAUCACCAGAUUCAUCCACGAGGAGCCGUUUGCAGCGUAGAACACGCACAUCAAUCACAGAUCGCGGAAUAGCGGGGUACCCGAAGGCCGUCAUGGAGGGUGAAAGCAAGCUUGCCCCGACGGGAAGGCUGAAGGGUUUUUUGGGCUAAAAGCAUAAAGCGGGGUUCUGAAGGAACCUUAUCAGAUGAGAUUUCUGGUCUUAAAAGAGAGUGUGCAUUUUUGUCCGGAAUGGGGAAGAGUUGUGAAAACUACGUGUCUGCAGGAAUUUUGUGACGUCUUGUAAGCUUUCUUCGGGUGCCUUACAGCGUUGAACGAGUCAGUGUGGAUGUCGACCCCACUAAUGUUAUCCAGUCUAUUGACGGCGUUUAAUACAGGGCUUGCAGCUCAAGUAGUAAGGCACCUAGAAUUUCUGUCCCGUAGCAUCGAGUGUCCUGAAUUCGACGGUGUGUUGGAUUGGGGCGAUCGCAACUCAGCCUCCCCGUUUUUCUUCUGACACGAACUGCUUGUUUGUUUUAACCCAAUAAAGACGGGUUUCUUCUUU